Dimorphilus gyrociliatus is the source of this 855-nucleotide messenger RNA. Lineage: Eukaryota; Metazoa; Annelida; Polychaeta; Dinophilidae. The record is from the annotation of a GenBank genome assembly.
GAGAAUGACUCAGUAAGAUAAAGAUACUUUAUCCAGUAUAUAUAUACAUAUAUUUAUAUAUAAUAUAAAUACGGUAAAUAUUCAAGGGUAAACUGAUGACCUUUCCCGCAAAUGUCAUAAAUUCAAUAUUUGCUUCAUUUGUUUAACUGAGAUGAAAGAAUGGUAUAGAACACCUUAUAAAAAUGAUAACGAUUUUAAUAUUAAAUCAAAAUACAAUGAGUAUAAACAACUAGUUUGCAAUGAUUCAAGAGUUAGUGGUAUAGCUGAAUCGACUAGUUUUGAAUAUUGGAUAUUACCGGAUCUGACUAUAUUAGAGGAUGGCGAUAGUGUUUUAUUUCCAACUCUUGAUGGAAUUGCUUAUUGGAAUGUAACAAAUAACGGUUUUAUUUUAAAUAUUGGCUUAGUUCAGGAAAGGCACUUUGGAUUUUACCACUGCGUUGUUAAAGUUGGAAAUGACGGUAAAAAGAUAAUUGUGAAAAAAGCUCUCAACUAUCAUGGAGCUUACUUUGGUAAUUUAUGGUCGACUUAUAAAAAAAAUACCAUGAUUGGAGGUAUUGCGGGUGGUAGUAUGGCACUAAUCUUAAUAGUAUGUUCUAUAAUUUACACUCUAAAGUUUGAGGACAAGGACAAUGAAAUUCAGCCAGACAACGAUACUGGAUCCAUAAAAGAAGAAACUAAUAAUGCUUCAUACACUAAUGAAGGUUAUGAAGUGACUGUAAUGUAAACACGAUAAGAAACGAUCCUAAAAGAUUAUAUCUUUCUGCAUCAUUAUUAAAUUAUCUCUUCCUCUUUUUCAAUGACUAAAUACAAUAUUUAAUAAAAACGAACAAAUUCUAUCCAUGUUUCUUUAUUCUU